Spinacia oleracea (spinach) is the source of this 420-nucleotide messenger RNA. RefSeq lists its product as uncharacterized. Gene Ontology annotation, molecular function: nucleic acid binding; RNA-DNA hybrid ribonuclease activity. NCBI's taxonomy places the organism in Eukaryota, Viridiplantae, Streptophyta, Magnoliopsida, Caryophyllales, Amaranthaceae. The transcript has a single exon. The record is from RefSeq and is a predicted model, not a curated record. The coding region runs from base 1 to 420 and encodes 139 amino acids.
AUGGUUCGUUGGUAUCCUCCUCCAAUGGAUACCUUUAAACUCAAUUUUGAUGGUUCUUGCAAAUCUUCCUCAGCAGCAGUUGGAGUCAUAAUCAGAGACAACAAUGGACAACCUCUUACGGCCUAUACCUACAAUCUGGGUCAUUCCCAAGCUUUUAUGGCUGAAGCUAGUGCUCUUCACAAAGGUAUCCAAGAAGCCAAGCGACUCAACAUCAGAAGACUUUACAUUGAAGGUGACAACCUCCUCAUUAUCAACUCAGAUAAAGGAAUCUGGUCUAUCCCUUGGAAACUUCACAACAUCAUCAACGAUAUUAAAAGACUCGUCCUCUCGUUCGACAUGUGGGACAUCAAGCAUAUUUUCAGAGAAGCUAAUAGAGCAGCUGAAUGGAUUGCCAAUGUUGGGCAUCUAAAUUCUCUAUAG